Molecule: messenger RNA, 2068 nt
Organism: Eptesicus fuscus (big brown bat)
Lineage: Eukaryota; Metazoa; Chordata; Mammalia; Chiroptera; Vespertilionidae
Gene: PLD3
Product: phospholipase D family member 3
Exons: 12
Coding region: 285-1757 (490 amino acids)
Molecular function (GO): catalytic activity
Source: RefSeq, a predicted model, not a curated record
GGCAGGGAGUGGGGGCAGAGGAACAAACCAGACCCAGACUUGGUGUUUCGGAGGACACACAGAUUACCUGUGAUCAAAUAGGGGACAUGCAGACCUCACAGCCCGCUUGUGUCGGAAGGUUGCUGUGAUACCCGCCUGCCGCGGACGGAUCCAUUGACUUCCCAGCAAAUGUGAGAAGCCCAGGACACCCCCACACAGUGCCAGCUUUUGUUCCCACAGUGUGGAGACCCUGAUACACCCACUUUCCUACCUGCACUCUGCGUGCCCGCUGGCUGCCCGGCAAGAUGAAGCCUAAACUGAUGUAUCAGGAGCUGAAGUUGUCUACUGAGGAGCCCGCCAGCGAGCUGCCCCUGAGUGAGAUCGAGGCGUGGAAGGCUGCCGAGAAGAAAGCCCGCUGGGUCCUGCUGGUGCUCAUCCUGGCUGUUGUGGGUUUCGGGGCCCUGAUGACUCAGCUCUUCUUGUGGGAAUACAGCGACUUGCAUCUCUUCGGAGCCAACCAGCCCCCAGCACCCUGCUAUGACCCCUGCGAAGCGGUGCUGGUGGAGAGCAUCCCCGAGGGCCUGGACUUCCCCGAGGGUUCCACGAGCAACCCCUCCACCAGCCAGGCCUGGCUGGGCCUGCUCGCCCGGGCCCACAGCAGCCUGGACGUCGCCUCCUUCUACUGGACCCUCACCGGCAAUGACACCCACAUUCAGGAGCCCUCUGCCCAGCAGGGUGAGGAGGUCCUCCGGCAGCUCCAGACCCUGGCACCUCGAGGUGUGAAGGUUCGCAUUGCUGUGAGCAAGCCCAGCGGGCCCCAGCCUCAGGCGGACCUGCAGGCCCUGCAGCAGAGCGGUGCCCAGGUCCGCAUGGUGGACAUGCAGAAGCUGACCCACGGCGUCCUGCACACCAAGUUCUGGGUGGUGGACCAGACCCACUUCUACCUCGGCAGUGCCAACAUGGACUGGCGCUCCCUCACCCAGGUCAAGGAGCUGGGCGUGGUCAUGUACAACUGCAGUUGUCUAGCCCAAGACCUGACCAAGAUCUUCGAGGCCUACUGGUACCUGGGCCAGGAGGGCAGCUCCAUCCCGUCAACCUGGCCCCCAUCCUAUGACACCCUCUACAAUCAAAAGACACCAAUGGAGAUCUGCCUCAACGGGACCCCUGCUCAGGCCUACCUGGCGAGUGCGCCCCCACCGCUGUGUCCGAGUGGCCGCACCCCAGACUUGAAGGCUCUGCUCGACGUGGUGGACAAUGCUCGGAGUUUCAUCUAUAUCGCAGUCAUGAACUACCUGCCCACCAUGGAGUUCUCCCACCCGCGCAGGUUUUGGCCUGCCAUCGACGACGGGCUGCGGCGGGCUGCCUACGAGCGGGGCAUCAAGGUGCGCCUGCUGGUCAGCUGCUGGGGUCACUCCGACCCGUCCAUGCGAGCCUUCCUGCUCUCCCUGGCUGCCCUGCGCAACAACCACACCCACUUCGACGUGCAGGUGAAACUCUUUGUGGUCCCUGCGGACAAGGCCCAGGCCCGGAUCCCAUACGCCCGCGUAAACCACAACAAGUACAUGGUGACGGAGCGCGCCGCCUACAUCGGAACCUCCAACUGGUCUGGCAGUUACUUCACCGAGACGGCGGGCACCUCGCUGCUGGUGACACAGAACGGGGAGGGCGGCCUGCGGAGCCAGCUGGAGGCUGUUUUCCUGAGGGACUGGGACUCCCCUUACAGCCACGACCUCGACACCUCGGCUGACAGCGUGGGCAAUGCCUGUCGCCUGCUCUGAGACCCGGCCCAGCAGACAGGCUGAGGCCUUCAAGGCCCCCACAGACCCAGAUGUCCUGGGUCGUGGUCCCUGUCCCCGUAGCCCUGCUUCUGUCUGUCCCGUUGUGGCUCCACAGACCCCCUUGCUCUCCCACCUCUACCUUCGCCCCCGGCGGCCUGACGCUGUGGCCCCAGAUCCCAGCUGAGCUGGGGGAGGGAUCAGCCCCAGAAGAAGUGGGGAUGCAUGCUGGGCCAGUCCCCCGGCCUCCCCCACUUCCCAGGGCUAAGAGGGCCCAGGUUCUGAAACGAAGUAAAAAACUUGUCUGUACAGUC